AUGGCUUGCACGCCGGCCGAUUUUUGCCUCAUUUAUUUGCUUAUUAUUGUCUCUUUUUCCUCAGCAGCACGACUGAAUGUACCUAAAGUACUGUUACCGUACUACAGUAGUGUUGCCUCGAACUUCACAUUAGAAGUUAAGCCAUCAGAUCGGUGUUACACAUGGACUUCUUCUCGACCAGAUGUUGCCACCAUUUCCCCUGUCAGCCCUGACAGUGCUGGCUGUGCCACCCAGGCAGUGGUCACAGCUGUCUCCAAGACAUCCAAUAAAAUGACCUCUAUCGUCCUCGCUGAAGACCAUGUGACAGGUCAGGUGUUGCGAUGUGACAUCAUCGUCGAUGCCAUCAACUCCAUUGAGAUUGAAACAACCACCCGGGAGUUGUACUUGGAAGAUUCGCCUGAGGAAUUUGAAGUGACUGGGAAAGACAGCGAGGGUAACACCUUCAGUGUGAUGGACGGGAUCGCGUUUGAAUGGAGCCUGAUCUCUGAUACUGAUGUGGACCAGGAUACCAUCGUUGAUGCUCACAACAUUCUGAGAAUAAUAUCAUUCAGUGAGUCGUCUUAUAAAACUCCACCCCAUAUUGAGCGUAUGGAGAAACAAGGUCUUCAGGGAAGCCACAUCCUUGUGAAUGGAAUCAGAACAGGGACGGCUAAAGUGGCAGUCAAAAUGAAAGAUCCCGCUUAUAAGAAUGUCAAACCUUACGUGGUUCGUUUGAUAGUUAUUGCGAACAUCAUGUUGAAUCCUGGGAUUGUGUACAUCCUAACUGGAGCCCAGGUUACUUAUCUUGUCCAGCUCAUUGGACAAACUACUACCUCAGAAAUUCCGAUGCCGUCGGAUCAGUAUUAUCUCCAGGUCGAGGAAGAGAAGAUCUGUCGCCUAGAUGCCAAGACGUCAACCGUGACAGCCUUAGCCAGAGGAACAACCAACAUUGUGCUCAAAGAUAAAAAUAUCAAAAUCAAGGAAGCAUUCCGCCAACCAUCUGCAGGAAUCCAUGUUGUGGCGCCUGGUUACCUGGGCUUUCAGGUUCUUCCUGGCCGCAAGUGGGUCCUGGAGGUUUCCAGGGUCUAUGAGAUUUAUAUUGAAAUCUAUGACAAGGACAGUCAUAAGAUAUUCCCAUCAGAGAACAUCAGAGUGUUAGCCACCUUCCCAAAGAAAUACUUCAAUGUUCAGUACUCAUCUCCAAAUGGCACCUAUCAUAUUGUUGAUACGUUAUACCAGGGCCAUACCCAGCUGACUGGUAUACUAAGAGGAGUUAUGGACGGAGACAAACUUUUAGAAAUCACGCCAGUCAUCAAGAAUCUACAAGACGUUGAGAUCUAUGACCCUAUCAAGGUCAUUCCUCCUCUACUCGUGUUUCCUUGGGAUCCUGUCUCCAAGCAACAGUACACGUACCCCCUCAGGGCAACAGGAGGCAGUGGAAACUAUACAUGGACAUCGACUAAGUCAGAAGUGGCUACUGUUAAUGUCAAGGGUGAAAUCGCCACAAAAGAUAUUGGGACUUCGGAGGUGACCGCUAGUGAUAUGAAAAAUACUGAUAUCAAAGGAUCUAUGAGGGUACGUGUAGUUCCACCUGUCGAGUUAAUGUUCCUCCCCUCGGUCGUUGAAGCUGAGAUCACGACUCAUCUCGAUCUACCUCUGGCGGCGUACGCUUACUUGAAGAAUCCUGGGAAGCAUCAGUUGGCCGAUUGUACGCUGUUGCCCUUCCAAGUGUCACUCAAGGAUGAGAAAGUGUUUGAAUACAUCAAAGUUUUGCCACCGAGUGUUGAAGGGAGUUGUGCUACGAUUCGCGUCAAGGCCUUACAGCUUGGCAACACUGAGGUUCACAUCGUGUAUCAGACCAAGAAGCUCCGCCUUGAUGCGUCGGUCACUAUCGCUGCUCAUCUCCCUUUGAGGACGAUUGAUCCAGAGAACGUAGCUGUUGUGACUGUUGGUUCAUCGAAGGAGUUGGUCCUGGAGGGAGGUCCUCGUCCCUGGGUCCUCGAUCCUGCCAGAUAUUUCCAAGAUCUUGGCAUUGAAGACAAAAAUGUUGUGCGCACGACUCACAACCCAUCUUUUGGAUUACACAAUAAUCUCCACUUGUUUCGUGUGUUGUGUAUUCAACUUGGGGAACAGGUGUUCACUGUGAGUGUUGGCAACCAACCCACAUCAAAGAACAAGUUUCCCGUGACUGCAUCUGCGAAGAUUCGGUUUGCUUGUGCCAAACCAGUCAGCCUGCACCUCCAGCCAGUCAUCAACUACCCAGUGGAGCUACCCCCUUGUCCGAUAUCUUUGGACUCGAACCAGCCAAUUCCAGUCCAUAGCUACGAGAACUUGGAAAUCCUAGUCGUCGUCACAGACAGCAACGGAAGAAAGUUCGAUAAUUUCACCUCACUUGCUUUUGAUUGGUUGGUGUCGAACACGAAUGUUGCUGGCCUAGAGCAUGAUGGGAUAGCGACUGAGACGACGACGUUACAAACUGGACGAAAACUGGUUAAAAGUUACCAGACACUACUCCUUCAAGGAAAGACCGCCUCCCUGACGGUGACUGCCACCAUCAAGAAAUAUCAGCGCCGAUACUUCACCACCCAACAGAUCAAUUUCCCAGAAGAAAUCUCCCCGCGCAUCUCCAAAUCACUGGUGCUUCUCCUCGUUGACGAUGCCAUCUUGGAUCCCUCCGUUGUGCACAUCUUCAAUCAUCCAUCGAGCAAGUUCAACAUGGACGUCCGCCAUGGCUCGGGAUUCUUCCAUCUCGAACAUGGCGGUGCCAAGGUGGCCAAGACCAAGUAUAACGAGAAAACAAGGAAGAUUCAGGUUUUACCCGUCGAUGAGGGUCACAUGUCUGUGGUCGUUCAUGAUCUCUGCCUUGCGUCUGAUAAACCCGCCACGGCGCAUAUCCAUAUCUCUGGCGUCGACUCAAUCAACCUGCGGGUCCUCGAUAAGGUGGAGAUCAGGAAGGAGAUUAUCGCAUCCGUCCAAGUUCUCGAUAAGACGGGCAACCCGCUCCUGGCCAAGUACUUCCAGCUGAUGAACCUCACUCCUCACACCGGCUCGGAUAUCAUCACUGUAAGACCGUACGAGGGCAAGGAAACCGAUGCCUACACAGCUGUGUUCAUUGUGCACGGCAUGUCGCUGGGGACGACAACUCUGACCUUCACAGCCACCUCAAAGGACGACGGCCUCUCCCAGAUGACCAGUCAACCUAAAGAUAUCCAAGUCUUCCCCCCGCUGCGACUCAACCCAAGGAACAUCACUCUCAUUAUCGGAGCGUUAUUUCAGGUGACGAGCUAUGGUGGCCCCCAACCGCAGUCGACCGUGGAAUAUUCCAUAGCAGACGUCGACAUUGCCUCCAUCUCCAGCAGUGGCCUCAUUGAAGCUCUCAAACUUGGUGACACCAAGGUUGUUGGCAAGGCGAUAGGAUAUGAUCCAGAGACAGGGAAGAAUGAAGUAUAUUCACAGGACGAGGUGACAGUCUAUGUUGUCAUCCUGACCGGGAUCAGAAUCCACGCUCCACUCACACGGCUUCAGGCGGGAAAUAGGAUGCCGGUCUACGCUAUGGGAACAAACGAACACGUGACACCGUUCGCAUUCGGUAGUGCCAUCCCACCUUUGACCUUGACCUGGUCCAUCAAUAACAAGGAAGUCGCUGACCUAAAGAAUGUCUACUACAUGAGCGGCAUCACCGUGCCAAGAGCAAGCAAUUUUGCAAUGAGGCUGCAUACCAAGCGGGAAGGUCACGUCUCCAUCAGACUCACUGCUGUCGUCCAUCCUGAUAGUCGGUUACAGAUUGCAAACAACGUCAAGCUGACUGAUGAAGUCCAAAUACAGGUGUUUGAGAAGUUGACGUUGGUGAGUCCUGACGUCUGCGACGGUCAACUCAUCAUCACACCCAACACAGACACCGUCGUCAAGACGAACCGCGACAGUACAGCAAGGAUGAGAUACCGCAUUCUGGAACAGCAUACAAACGGCCGAUCACAGACGGUCAUCAAAGUCCACGAGGGAGGACAUCUGAGUUCUGGAUCAUACAGCGGCCAGGCGACUUUAGAGAUCAUGUCGCUGGAGGACUUUGGUGUCAACCAGACUAUGGUUGUUUUGGUGAAGGUGAAACCAGUCUCAUACAUGAUGUUGAACGUUGACACAGUGAUUAGGACUAGUGGUACGAAGCUUGCUGUCAUCCCCGUAGGGACGGUGCUACACCUCUCAGUCAGCUACCACGACGAUGUGGGGGCGAUGUUCCAUCGUACAAACACCAGGCUCAAAUAUAGGCCAAAUAGGUUCGAUCUGCUACAAGUUUCCUCCGGCAAGGAUAAUGGAACACUCGUAGCCAGAGCCACUGAACCGGGUCAGACGGUUUUGAGGUUGCCAGCAUCUCAAAUUCCGCAAACCAUAUUCCAGGUGUGGGAUGCUGCCAACCCUAUAAUCUCCGACUUCAUCAAUGUAGAGGUCGGAUAUGCCAUCACACCGUCGAAGGAGUCGGUUAUCGUCGGAGAUAUAGUCUGCUUCACAAGCCCACUCAUUUCAAGUGAAGGUCAUCCGGGACACUGGCGAUCUACUGGGGACAUUGUCCAUAUCGACAGGGACACAGGAAUUGCUGUUGCAGGAGGUGUUGGCCGAGGACUGAUUAUGUACAAUGUGUCAAGUACUGUUCUAACUUAUACUGAGCUACAAGUCAGCCCCAUCACACGAGUCACACUCCAAUCCAGUGGAAUCAAAUAUCUCAGCAACUUGCCAAGCCGUUCCGGAGUUUAUGACAUCCCGGUAAUGUUGCAUGAUGGGAGUUCUGCCACAAGUAACGUGCGCGGAAACAACUGCAGUGAGAUCCUCGCUGACAAUAAAUACCAUGUGGGUGUUCCGCCAUUCGUGUGUGAGGUAUCGAUGUCGAGAAACAAUGCUGAUAUCACUCCCUAUGAUCUGUUCCGACCGAGCGCAGUGUUUGAUGCAAAAACAGGUAAAUACCUGUGCAGGCUCGCCCAGCAAACGAACCGAGACAUCGGCCAACAAGUGAGCACCCUGGAGACGGUGAUCAGAGUACGGGCUGUCGUGCCGCAGAAAGACCAGCAGGGCCAAGUCACGUCGACGCCACUCGAAUUUGAUUUCUUUCCCUCGUUCUAUCCGUACACCAACGAGCUCUUACUGAGUAACCUCCUGUCUCUAGCUAGUGUCAGGAUAUCAGCCACUGGCCGGAUUAAGGAUGAUAUUAAGGUGAUCUCAAGUGACCCCUCUGUUAUAGAAGUGUUGGCCCCAGAGCACGACAGCCAAUCAGAACACAUCAUUCAUUAUCCUGUCCGUCUGCUCGUGAGGAGUGGCCAGUCGUGUCCAGUUGAUCGUCAGGAUUUGUUUAUUGAAGUCGUGUCGCCAUUGACAAGUCAGAAACACACCAUUCCAGUCAAGCUAAAGGUUGUCGGACAACCAACAGGGCCUCAAUCAGUGCCUACCCCUCCGAGGAUUGAGCACGCUCAUGAGAAGAAGGGUUGGAUAAUACUCCUGGCUGAUCUCAUCGAGGACUACAUUGGCAUCAUCAUUGCUAUUAUUGUGAUAGCCAUUGUAUUCGCCUUAUUCCAGUUCCGAGGGAAAAGGGAGAGUUACAGUUCUGCGAGUCCGCAACAUUUUGCUCCGCAGACUCCUGGGCCUGGGACCCCAGUUUAUUUUACGAACACACCUCCUGGCUAUGGUAUGCAUGCUUCACCACAUUCCCGCCAUCUUUGGAGUUCCCCACCUGAGUAUCCUGAUAGGAGUAUGACGUUUGAGAAGAGAACACCAAAUCGAUCUCCAACCUUCCAGUGAAAAAAACAAAUGCUGAUAGGAAUCAAAAAAUUAAGUUGUAUUGUCAUGGAUGACUACGUAUUGCAAUAUUGACGUUUGUCGUUGGUAUCAUCAAGGUCAUGUCUUGUGCCGACUUCAACAAUAUGCACAAUUGAAACUAAGUCUUUUAUGUCCAAUUUGCAUUUUUCCUAAGAUGUCUGGGCUAUGAAGUUCAGUUGUGGCUCAUUGAGCGUCAUGACUGAACAGCAUAUCAAGGUUGUAUGUAACUUACAUCAAAGCCUUGGAGGUCGAGAUGCCACGCAGAGAAAAUUGGAGUUGGGGAAGAGAUGACAUUUUUUCUUCAGUUAACCUACUGUAAUCCAGUAAUCUUCUGAACGUGUAUUCCAUGACAACCUGUUAAAGGAUGUUCAAGAUUUCCAAAGAUGUGUUUAUCUGUACACUUGCAGCAGUCAGAGUUCUUUUAUGAUGUCUUUUGUGGAAUUAUAUUUGAACAUUUUGUCCCACCGAAAAAAGUGGGACACGCACUUAUAUGUACCCAUCUUUGUCUGAUGAAAGAUCUCUGUUUUUUAUUGAAUAUGUUUUGUACGAGUAUAAUUGACAAUUAUGUAUUUAUUUUCCCCUGAUGAUACAAGGGGAAUGUGUGUUGACAGACUCUGGUACUGAGGCACAAUUGAAGAUCCUUACCCAGGGAUCUUGUUUGAAACAGCUCUAAAAACUGCCCCAUCGCUGGUGGUUGUUUUGGAGUGCGAGCUGCUUUGUUGACCAAGUUGCUAUACACUUUGUACACUGUAGAAUGUUUGUCAGUGUUGCAGGUUACAAGAGCAAAUGAAGACUUCAUUAUUCUUGGUGCUAACCAUAUGUGCUGUAGUGUAAACUGUGGCGUUUUUAAGGCCUAGAUUUUGUGGCGAAUUGCUUGCUUUCAACUUGCAGUGGACAAACUUCCGAUUGAAAUGUUCCCAAUUGACAGUGCAUUCGGGAGAAAAAAAUGCUCGCAGAAAUUUCACAGUCCACAGCCUGUUUCUUUAUGCUCAAGGUAGAUAAUGAAAGUCAUACCACACUGUGUUCAUGAUCCGAAUUUCUUCAUAUACAUGUAUGUAUUUUACUCCUAGGUUCCAAGUGGAAGGUAUACAUGAUAUUGUAAAUAUACCUUCGAGGACAUGUUGUUAUUCAAGUUUUCAUUGACACAACACACUUCUUGUAUGGGAACGAGUUUACAAUCUCCGAUCACACCCCAAAAAAAGGUCAUUGGUUGACUAACGAAGCACCACUGUUCAAUGGAUUUAUAGUUGAAUGCAAUCAUACUACGUCAUUUCCGAUCGGGGAUUGUAAAUUUUAACCCAUGUAUGAAGUAGGGUUCUUGUUUGCACCUUUUGAAAACUGUUAGUGUAUACUGGAAAAGUUUUGUACAGAUUAACAACUUUUGAUUAUGAAUUAGACACUGUGUGGAACUGAGAGGAAAUGAUAUGUUUGAUAACAAUUAUACAAGUAAAUCGUGAUUCCCUAGGCUACAAAACUUCCCCAGUAGAGAUUUAAAAUGCUGUGAAAGGGAUAUUGUUGAGUGUAUCAAUUCGAACAAAGUUUUGUGGAGUCGCACUACCAUUCCAUUUCACAAUUUGCUUAACUUUAAAUUACUUGCAACUAUUUAGCAUUUGAUAUUUUUCCAAAAGGAUACUUUCUUUAUUUCUCUUUUAUAAAUGUUGCAUAAUUCAAAAUUGACCAAAGUUGACCAUGGCAACAAUAACAAGCAGGUUAAGAAAUCACGUUUUUUUUCAACGGAACAUAUUUUGU
This is a messenger RNA of Lineus longissimus, 7530 nucleotides long. Its product is annotated as nuclear pore membrane glycoprotein 210-like. Gene Ontology annotation, cellular component: nuclear pore. The transcript has 36 exons. The coding region runs from base 1 to 5763 and encodes 1920 amino acids. The record is from RefSeq and is a predicted model, not a curated record. NCBI's taxonomy places the organism in Eukaryota, Metazoa, Nemertea, Pilidiophora, Heteronemertea, Lineidae.